CGAAGAUUACUGGAUUUUUCGACACGCGGGUGGUGGAGGCGCAGCUCACAUGGCAGUCUAUCGUUGCGUACCCCACCUUCCCGGCUGAACACCCCUCUGCGACAACCCCAUAAGGCUGCGACUCUCAAUCCAUUCCCGCCGCGUCCCGUCGCAAGUGAAGGGCGGAUGUAGCGCCGGUCAUGGACCCGCUGUCUGUGAUAGCGAGCACGAUCAGCAUCGCCGACGUCUGCGUCCGUCUCGUCAGCUAUCUACGAGACGUCCAAAAGGCGACGGCGACUGUUGAAGGCGACAUCGCCUCGCUGAUCCACGAAAUUGAAGCUCUUGACGCCGUCAGCUUCUCCGUGAACAGGACACUGAGCGAUCUCAGGCGCUCAGACUUGUCGCCGGGCGAGCAAGGCAAAUGCGACGACCUUUGGAAGCAUGUCGGGCCAACGUUGCGCGAUUGCAAGACUGUCGUGGAGAGAUUAGAGGCCAUUGCAAAAGAGAUAUAUGGAAAGGCAGGCCCGGCUGUGACUGGCUUCCGGGAUGCAGUAGCGAAGGUCCAUAGGAGGAGGAACAGAGACGGGGAUCUGAGGCAGUGUCGAGAUCAGCUUGCGACUUACCAGAACGUGCUUCAGAUCUUGUUAGCAUUCAUCAACAUCCACAGCACGAGGGGAUCCCAGGAGGAGAAUGCUCGUUCAUUCCGAAGCCUGGCGGAUGACCUUCGCAACGUGGACCGUCGGCUCGGCACCCAGAUUGCCACACUGCAAGACACCAUCGAGUCCUCUAAUGUUUCAUCCUCACCACAGGAUGCGGGCACGCUUUCAGCUCUGCGGGGCUUGCGCCAGUCCGUCGAGUAUGCGGCUAGCACGAUAAAGUCGGUAUCCUCCAACAAACACUUCGAUAUCCCACAGUCGGUCAGCAGCAUCUUCACUGGUCGAGAAGACGCCCUGCAAGAUCUCAAGAGGCGUUUCAUUGCUCCUCCUGUUGUUCCAUCCCACAGCCAGCAGCAACGGUUCGUUAUCUACGGCAUCGGAGGUUCUGGCAAGACUCAGUUUUGCUGCAAGUUCGCCGAAGAUAAUCGGGAUAGCUUUUGGGGAGUGUUUUGGGUGGACGCAAGUACCACCCAGCGCAUCAAGCAGACAUACGCUGUCAUCGCGAAGAUCGGAGAGGUCGAUCCGAACGAAAACGCAGCCAUGCACUGGCUCUCCAAUCUCGAACAUCGAUGGCUCCUCAUCAUAGACAACGCGGACGACCCAAGAAUCCCACUGGAAAAGUACCUGCCCAAAGGCAAUCGCGGUCACAUUCUCAUAACGACGCGAAACCCCGCUCACAAAGUGCAUGGGAAUGUCGGGCCCGGAUUCCUCGAAUUCCGUGGCCUGGACAACCGAGAGGCAAAUGACUUGCUCCUCAAAGCAGCCAACCAACCCAUCCCCUGGGAUGACACCUGCGAAACCUCGGCGUCGUCAAUUACAGAAACUCUAGGCUUUCUCGUCUUGGCCAUCGUUCACGCUGGGGCGGCCAUAAGAGAAGGUUUAUGCACCUUGAAGACGUAUCUGAGUUUCUACCAACGAGGUUGGAAAAGGAUAAGACGGGCGCGCGAGGGGCGAGGGGAGACAAUCGAUAAAUCAGAUGACCACAUGGACGUCUACACAACGUGGGAAAUCUGCUAUCAACACAUCGAAUCAAAGGCGAAGGAAGGGAGCGAGGCUGCCCAAGAUGCGAUCCAGCUUCUCGCCACGUUUUCAUUCUUCCACUGGAAAAAUAUACGGUACGAUACGCUAAGGCGGGCCCUGGAGAAUCCGGUCAUUGAAGCCAGACACGCAAGCAAGGAGAUGCAGUCGCAAGAGCGAAAUCCCCUAGUCAAGCCUCCGACAAUGUCUCAAAGGAUCCGAGGCCUCAACAUUGUGCUCCUCACGCUGUUGCUCAGAGAUCGAAGUCCACCCGCCCUCCCACGCCUUAUCCGUGAGGCCCGCACAGCGACAAAUUUUGACGAGCUCGGGGAACACCAUGACAGGCUGCGCUAUGCACUGAAGGAGCUGGUGCAGAUGUCGCUAGUCACUUACAGUGAGAUAAAUGACAGCUACUCGAUGCAUCCCAUUGUGCAUCAGUGGGCGCGGGAACGACCGGGUAUGCGUCUUGCCGAACAGGCCGUCUGGGCUGAAGCAGCAGCUAUGGUCCUGUCGUCCUCAAUUCUUCUACCUCACCUUCGGAAUAAUGCGCAUGACGAGGACUACAAUCGCGACGUGCUACCGCAUGUCGACCACGUCCACAUGUGCCGCCGGUCCGUCAUGGGUCGCAUCGGGGUAAAACUGCAGGAGCAUUGGACUUCCUGGUUCAUACCUCGACCCCGACCGACUAUGACCCCAGCACGAGCUCUUAUGUACGCAAAGUUCAGUAUAGUAUAUUCGCAUUGUGGGCACUGGAACCAUGCCGAGCAGCUCCAGUCCGAAGUCAAAAGCUAUACGGAGAAGUUUCUUGGAUCUGGCAAUGAGAAGACACGCCGCAUCACGAUUGCCUUGGCUGGGACGUACUGGAACAUGGGUCGUGGUGCCGACGCUGAGCGACUGCAAAGAGCAGUUCUUAACACAUGUCUGAUCUCCUUAGGCCCAGAACACCUUGACACACUACGAGCCAAAGACAUGCUCGGGCAAACUCUCUGGCAGCGGGGGCGAUAUAAGGAAGCAAAGGAACUCCAGGAAGAUGCCCUUAGGGGUCUGCGAAAGAUGCUGGGAUCAAAGCACGAAGACUACUUGAACGCGUUGGACAACUUUGCGAGAACUGUCGCCAGUUUCCGAGAGGACAAUCUACUGGAAGAUGCGUAUAGAAUGCACUCCGACGCAAUCAAGGGUAUGGAUAAUGUUCACGGACACGACCAUCCUCGGACUCUGAUGGCGAAGGAGAACUUAGUCCGAGUGGCUGCUUAUAUGGGCGAAGUUACGCCGGAGGUCGACCAGUUGAUAAGCCAGGUUAUCGAGGGCCGAAAGAGGCGGCUAGGAAAGGAGCACCCCUACACCCUUCUUGCAAUGGCUAACGCAGCCAUUGUAAAAUGCGCGCUCGGGCGACCAGAUGAGGCUGACGAGUUAAUAUUGGCAGGAAUCCCAAUUGCCGAGCGGAAUCUAGGCGAGGACCACAUCGGUACGCUCUUCGGCUACCUUACUUUGGGCUCCGUUCGCAUAUGUCAGCAACGCUACAGAGAGGCCGAGCAAGUCCUUGUCGAGCUGAUCAAGCGGCAGAAGGAGAUGCAGUCCCAUCCAGAAGAGUAUCAUCCGGAUCGCUUAGGCGCCAUGAUAGAGCUAGCAAAGUGCUACCGGCUUCAGAACAGGAUUGAUGAAAGUAUCCGCAUGUGCGAUGAGACGCUGGUGGGGUUUGAGAAAAUUGGUGCGAGAGAUUACCCUCUUGCAAGGCAUAUGCACAGGGCAAGAAUAAGAAUGCUAGAGCAUCAAGCGCGCAUUUCGAGAGGGGACCGAGGAGAGGAGGGAAUUGCUGAAGAAGGCAGGGGCACUUAUAGACAGUUCCAUAUUUUCCACGGUUAGACGGGUCUGUGGAUGGACCGGAGUACUUCGAAUUCGGCUUGAAGUGCGCGAUUAAUGAGAUCCGCUCGCAUCUCGCAUAGAGAGGAUAUCAUGUCUUUUGUGGCCUCCUGGUUGUAAGAUUGGCAGGGUUCAUACGAUGACAGGGUUCAUACGAGAGCACCGGGCUCGCCUCUUAUUCUACGCCGGUUAUUAGUGUAUUGGGGCUAGAUGUAUUCCAAAUGCCAACGGCCUCUUC
Molecule: messenger RNA, 3750 nt
Organism: Trematosphaeria pertusa
Lineage: Eukaryota; Fungi; Ascomycota; Dothideomycetes; Pleosporales; Trematosphaeriaceae
Product: tetratricopeptide repeat domain-containing protein
Exons: 3
Coding region: 180-3515 (1111 amino acids)
Molecular function (GO): protein binding
Source: RefSeq, a predicted model, not a curated record